CUGAACCGGUGAACCCUAUUAGAUUAAAUCAAAAUUCAUAAGAGAAAAAGAAAAAAAAAAAUUACACAGAAUUCUUGUACGGCAGCAAAACCAAAGUACGCCACUGUCCGAAAACUCGCAAAACGUGGGCGAAAAGUGCCUCAAUCACCUCGGUGAUCGGCGGGACUCUGGGCUACUCUGUCUGUCAUCUUCGUUGUUGAUUAGGCCUGCAACCAGUCCUGCUCUACAUCUUUUCGAGUACGAAUAAGGUAGAUGACAAAGUUGGGCAUUUAAUAUGCUCUGGAGAAUUGUAACUAAAAUUUAGGUUUCUUAACUCUCUUUUUUUUUCCUUUCUUUUUUGGUUCUAAUUCAAAUGGAUAGCAACUGGGGAAGAUAGAGAAACAGUUCGUAGACUGCAUCCUUCUGCUGAAAGUGAUAACUAAGCUUCCUGAUUUGAAGAUUGUUAUUUGAGUUCUAUGAUUCUGAAUUAGUCGAAAUAGCUUUAUGCUGCAAGCCAUCUUGGUUUUCUCUAUUUGUUAAGUGCAAAAUCAGAUUUUAUCAAGAUGGAAUUCACUGAUGGGUAUAUGUCAAACGAGCACCAGGAGCAGCUUCGAUCAGCUACAGAGAGUGCGAAUCCUUUAUCUGCCUCUCCCGUGCAGAUGUCUACAUCUCCAAGGUCACCUCGAUCGCCAAGGUCACCUCGAUCGCCAAGAUCACCUCGAGCUCAAAACAUACCUCAAUCACCAAGAUCACCCAGAGCUCAAAACUUAUCUCAAUCACCAAGAUCACCUAGGUCUCCAAACUCACAACGAUCACCAACCUCUCCCAGGUCUCCAAAAGGUUAUCUUUCUAAGCCAGGACCAAGCAAGAGUAGUCCACUGAAAAAUCAAAGGCAUUCACAUUCUUUGAGAGAUGGGCGGCCAAAGAAAGGUGGUUGCGGAGGAAAAGGAACUUGGGGAGGCCUGCUUGACAUAAUGGAUGACCAUAUCCUUGACCGGAAUGAUCCAAAUUACAGCAGUAAUGAGGAAAAUGAGCUCACAAUCGCUAGGACAACAAAUGCAUUUGAACAAUACAAGAAGAAGGUUACCAUAAUUAUUGAGGAAUACUUUGCCACUGAUGAUAUAACCGCUACAGCCAAUGAACUAAGGGAACUUGGAAUGCAGAACUAUGAUUUUUAUUUUGUAAAAAAGCUCAUAUCUGUGGCUAUGGACCGGCGUGAUAAAGAGAAAGAAAUGGCUGCUGUUCUCUUAUCAGCACUUUAUGCUGACAUAAUUGAUCCUCCACAGGUGUACAAAGGUUUUAUUAGGCUAUUGAUGUCGGCAGAUGACCUGAUAGUAGAUAUACCAGACACGAUUGAUGUUCUUGCACUGUUUUUAGCUCGUGCUGUAGUUGAUGAAAUACUUCCUCCAGCUUUCUUGACAAAAGCAUUGACCUUCUUGCCUAGCGGAUCAAAGGGAUUUGAUGUCAUCAAACGGGCAGAGAAGGGGUACUUAUCGGCUCCUUUGCAUACAGAAAUUAUAGAGCGGCGUUGGGCAGGUAACAAAAACAAAAAUGUUGAGGAUGUGAAAGGAAGGAUCAACAAUUUAUUAACAGAAUAUGUUUCAAGUGGUGACAAGAAAGAAGCUUACCAAUGCAUCAAGGACUUGAAUGUACCAUUUUUCCACCAUGAAAUUGUAAAAAGAGCAGCUGUACUAGCCAUGGAGAAUCAUCAAGCUGAAAGCCGUCUUCUGGACUUGCUGAAAACAGCUGCUGAAGAAGGUCUGAUUAAUUCCAGUCAAAUCUCGAAGGGAUUUGGCCGAAUUAUUGACAAUAUUGAUGAUUUGACACUUGAUAUCCCGAAUGCAAAAAGGAUACUGCAAUCAUUGAUAUCGAAGGCGGCAUCAGAUGGUUGGUUGUGUGCAUCUUCUUUAUCUGAACUCUCAUUGCAACCUGCAAGGGAAUCAAUAGGAGAUGAUGCUACCAAAGAAUUCAAGAUGAAGGCUCAAUCAAUGAUUCAAGAAUACUUUCUAUCUGGUGAUAUUGCAGAAGUGAAUCAUUGCCUAGAAUCAGCUAACGUAACCUGUGCAGCAGAACUGAAUGCUAUAUUCAUCAAGAAGUUAAUCACAUUAGCCAUGGAUCGGAAAAAUAGGGAGAAAGAAAUGGCCUCUCUUCUGCUAUCCUCAUUGUGUUUCCCAGCUGAUGAUGUAGUGAGUGGAUUUGUUAUGCUGAUAGAAUCUGCAGACGAUACAGCUCUCGACAAUCCAGUGGUCGUCGAGGAUCUAGCAAUGUUCUUAGCCAGAGCAGAGGUGGAUGAAGUUCUGGCACCACAACACUUGGAGGAGAUUGAGCACCAGUUCUCGGGUACUGAUUCAGUCGGAAACAAAGUUACCCUAAUGGUGAAAUCAUUGCUCAAAGCUCGGCUUUCCGGGGAGCGAAUAUUAAGGUGCUGGGGUGGUGGAGGAAGGUGUGGAAAUGGCUGGGCAAUUGAAGACGUCAAGGACAAGAUAGGUAAACUGUUGGAGGAAUUCGAAGCCGGAGGCGAUACAAGGGAAGCAUGCCGGUGCAUCAAAGAGUUAGGCAUGCCAUUUUUCCACCAUGAAGUUGUGAAGAAAUCCCUGGUGAUUAUCAUUGAGAAGAAGAAUGAUCGGCUAUGGAAUCUGCUUGAACAAUGUUUUAGCAUGGGACUAAUCACCAUGAACCAAAUGAUGAAGGGUUUCGUUCGAGUCAGCGAAUCUCUGGAUGAUCUGGCUUUGGAUGUACCAGAUGCUAAGAAGCAGUUCCAACAUUAUGUUGAAAGAGCAUUGGCGGAAGGAUGGCUCGAUUCUUCAUUUGGAUUAUGCAGAACAGAACAAGCUUUAGAGAAUGGAUCUUCUUAGUGAUUUAUACAGUUUACAUUUUCAUACAAAUACUAUUUGCAAAACUCUGAUUUUUGUUCCAUCUUUAUUGUCAUUUCGAUUAUGAUCCCGUAUUAGCAUAAUCAGGAAUUUGUAAUAUUCUUAUGUUUAGGGAGAAUUCAUACAAAGCAAUGUACUUUAUGGAAACAAAAGACAUUAAAAAACUACAGAGUAAGAUUCAGAUAUUCAACGAAUUUCAAUAAAUUCCAUUACAACACUGUAAUUAGUGUAAUUUUCGUCAUUUACAACGCUGGUGGUGAUUGCUCAAAACCAUUAAACUGUGAUUCAAAUGGUCUUGAAGGAGAAUCCGGCGAUUGUUGUGGGUUCGGCCCGCCCGGAACAAGUCUAUCCACGUAAGGGGAAGGAGAAUCCGGCGAUUGUUGUGGAUUCGGCCCGGAAGGAACAACCCUGUUGAUAUUUGCAUGGGAAUCAAAGGUGUUUGGGAUUGUGAAAGCAAGCCUCUUGAACUUCAAAUCCCUCGGCUUCUUCGGCGAUGGAAGAGAUGCUGGUGGCUCAUCCGGAUUCGGGCCGGAGGGAACUAUCCUGUCCGUUUCAUAUGCGCCGGCAGGGGUAUUCAGGCAAAGAGACAGAAGAAGAAAAGAGAUUAGGACUUUGGCCAGCUCCAUGGUUAUUGUGCAAAGGAAAUGUCUUCUUAUUCUUGUCUUCAGCUAAUUUAUAGCUCUUUUUUUUGCAUUGAAUUUUUUACAACCUGGUUGUAAAGAAAAAGUGAUUCUUUG
Messenger RNA from Oldenlandia corymbosa var. corymbosa, 3589 nucleotides. NCBI's taxonomy places the organism in Eukaryota, Viridiplantae, Streptophyta, Magnoliopsida, Gentianales, Rubiaceae. The record is from the annotation of a GenBank genome assembly.